Messenger RNA from Portunus trituberculatus (swimming crab), 1563 nucleotides. RefSeq names its product integrin beta-7-like. Gene Ontology annotation, cellular component: cell surface; integrin complex; focal adhesion. The record is from RefSeq and is a predicted model, not a curated record. Gene Ontology annotation, biological process: cell adhesion mediated by integrin; cell-matrix adhesion; cell migration. NCBI's taxonomy places the organism in Eukaryota, Metazoa, Arthropoda, Malacostraca, Decapoda, Portunidae. The transcript has 10 exons. Gene Ontology annotation, molecular function: integrin binding. Bases 239 to 1321 code for a protein of 360 amino acids.
UUAUCCCCUCGUCGCGCACCACCCUGCCGGACGCAAAACCUUCAGUUCACAUGCACCAGACAUCCAUCGCGGGUGCACAGCAACACGCUCUAGUGAACAAUCUUUCCCCAGCCCUUGGACUCGUCUAAGGAGUUUUGUGAAACGCCACUGUGACAGCUACGGUGUUGCAGGACGUGACGGCAGGUGGGAUGAUGAUGUCCCAAACUCAGGCCCACUGCAAGUGUGGAGGGACAGCAGGAUGUCAGGGGCGUUGCGAUGGAGCGCUGUGGUGGUGAUGAUGGCGGCUGCGGCUUUGUGUGGAGCAACUAGUCAGGAUAUACAGCUGCGGCGUGGGCAGAUGGGACAAACCAUGGAUGUGGCGGCGCAGGGGGCGGGCGUACGGCCUGGGAUGCGCCUAUAUCGGGGCCUACAGGUGCUUGGGGAGGAUGGCCGCCUGAUGACCCGCGAGGAACGGCGGCGCCUGAGGGUGGAGAGGCGGCAGGCAAGGAAGGAGAGGCGGCGCCAAAAACAUGAUGGUAGGCGGGAGGAGGCCGAGGCUGUGGCCGAUGAGCCAGAAGAGGUGGUAGACUUGGUGUGGCUACGCGCUAACUUGUCCUCGCUAUGGGAAGAGUUCCGGGCCUUCACACGCCUGCAGGAUCGACCACUGGAUGGCCGAGGCAACAGCCAGCGGGGCUAUACCAAUCCCCCGGAAGAGGUUCAAGUCCCGCUUUGCACACCAGAAGUGGACGGCUGCCGAGACUCUGAAGACGGCGAGAUAUGCAGCAACCACGGCACGUGCCACUGCGGUCACUGCCAGUGUCAAUCCGAGUAUUACGGCAGGACAUGUCAAUGCAGUGAUCACACCUGUCAGCUGUAUGAUGGCAUGCCCUGUGGUGGGCAUAGCCGCGGCCAGUGUCGGUGCGGGAAAUGUAUGUGCCGGCCUGACCACGGGGGGGAGGACUGCAGCUGCCCGACCCACACCCACGCCUGCAUCAGCCCGGGCGAUAACACGGUGUGUUCCAACAAGGGAGUAUGCGAGUGUGGCAGAUGUCGCUGCGGGGACGGGUACAAGGGAAUGUACUGUGAGGACUCGGUGUAUGCAGCGCGCGUGUGUGAGACUCUGAAGGCGUGUGUGCUGUGCAAGGCGUGGGGACGGGAACUGGCUAAAUGUGAACAGUGCCAGAUCACCAUCAGCAUCGUAGACAUGCUAGAGCCCUCGAUGACCACCUGCGUGAUGGUCAACUCUGGCUGCAUCCUCAAGUACUCUUAUGUGCCGCAGGCCGCCAAUGUGUACUCUGUGCUGCUGGAGAGGAACAACGAGUGUCCUUCCAUCAUCGAGUGAGAAGAGAGUGCGGUGUGCAUGUGUAUGAGAGCAUUGAGAUUGUAUGAAGAGCUUGAUGCUUGAUGGAGAACAGCAAAAGUGACACCAUAGAGAGAGAGAGAGAGAGAGAGAGAGAGAGAGAGAGAGAGAGAGAGAGAGAGAGAUUUUUUAACAGUGCCUCUAGUAUGUAUCAACGCACUUGGAAUUUGAAUGUACGAAUAUUUUGUUGAAAAAAAAAAAUAUAUAUACCUGAAUGAAUGUUG